AUGCACAGAGUUCAAGAGUUCCUUGCGACCGUCUAUGACCACGCAUGCACAUCGCCGCCUUUCGUUAUACCCCGCCGAGAGCGAGAUCCGUCCACCUGGCCGCUUACGUAUCCGGACAUGGACUUCGCAUGGGGACAGGCAGUGGAAGGCGAACAUGCUAUUGAGCUCCCGGACACAAUGGACAAUUGGAUUGACAUGAGCGAGAGCAAUUUGGUUAAACCUACUGGAAGCCUCCGCGAUACCCUUCUCAUUGUCAGCUCAUACCCCACUGCCAAGGAGGAUAGCACAGUUCGUCGAUCGUAUGGUACCACCCUAGACAUUUCAAACGAGUCCAUGUUUAUGCUCUACGCCAAGCUUGGCCACAACGUAUCCUCGAUCAGAAACCACGGCGCCCUCCACUUGGACGUGUUCCCCAGGCGAGUUGACCGCAACAUUGCACUCGGUCUCGGGAAUAUCGUCGACCAGGUUCCGACCAAUCUCGGCAUGUAUUGGAGACUCGUGGUUCGUCAGCUCAUUGAGCCAUCGCAUUCCAAACUGGCUCUCCUCGUCGGGUCCGCAGGUGUUGCCACGUACGUCGACUAUCUCAAACAAAACAACAUCCGCUAUCAAAUAUUUGGCUAUCGAACAAAAGCGUGCAAGGCUACUAGAAAGAGAAUCAUCAUGGAGUAG
Messenger RNA from Alternaria ethzedia, 669 nucleotides. RefSeq lists its product as uncharacterized. NCBI's taxonomy places the organism in Eukaryota, Fungi, Ascomycota, Dothideomycetes, Pleosporales, Pleosporaceae. The transcript has 3 exons. The record is from RefSeq and is a predicted model, not a curated record. The coding region runs from base 1 to 669 and encodes 222 amino acids.